CCCACUCCACGUCAAGUUGGAAGCGUAGCGCGACGCCUCACCGGACCGACGCCGCUCCGACCGCUCGUUGUACGCCCCGCGCGGGAAACUACGCACACGCAUUUUCAGAACUUUCUGAAAACUUACGCUCUCAGUGAAAACUACAGAAACAUCGAGUUUCUCCACCUCCUUGGAUUUCUAUAAUGUUCAGUGUUUGUGACGUAAAUAUAAGCAGACGAACAAAUUAAUUAAGUUAUAAGUUUGAUAAGGAUGUGUGUUGGAGACAUUUCAGUGUUUAUAAGUGAAAGUAAUAUACAUAUUCUUAGAAUAUUAUGUUAGUUUAAUUAUGAGGGAAAUAAAAGCUGGAAAUAUGAAGAAGAGGAAUCACAGUCAGUCAUCGGAAAAGCCGAAGGGAAAACGAAGGAAGUUCCGGGACUAUGCGGAGAAAUUAGCGAGGGUGGCAAGGGAGGAAGCCAGGCCAGAACAAACUCAAGAACCACCACCGACAAUAUAUUUCCCUGGUACUUGCGGCUUGCAGUCAUGCGGCAAGGAAGCGGCGUGCAUGCCGUACAACAGUACGAUGCACUUCUGCCGCUGCACUUCCAACGGUUUGCCCGUCACCGAAGACUUCAAAUGCCCCAGAAGCACAGUUCCUGUGACUCUGAAGCCCAUAUACAAUGUGAUCCCACCGAGAACGUCGAACGCCUCAGACAGCCGGUACCUCUCGUCGGCGCCCACCGCACAAGUGUCCAAAUCUUCAAGCAGCGGAGAAAUAUUCGCAGAAUCUACAACUGGGAACGGCUCACUAAUAGAUACCGGUAUGAGUGCCGGCGUGGGCACUUUAAUAGCUGUCACCGUUUCAGGGGCCGUGACUUUAAUACUACUCGUUUCGAUUAUCCUGCUGUACCUCAAAAGGAGGAUAUGUCGUGUCGAUGGGAAAACACAACCUCGUGUGCGACCGGGAGAGCCUCUGCUUGCUGAAAGGUAUAUAACGAACCCGCAGUACGGAGUCUACGGAGCUGGCAACCUGCCGAUACCAGGCACCCCCGGAGUUAUGGAUACUGACGACACCAACAAGUCCCAGGUCCAACUUCUAGACAGAAACGCCCUUACAUUCCUCGAAGAGGUUGGAGAAGGAUGCUUUGGCAAAGUCCAUAAAGGACUUCUUAGAACUACAACUGAUGAACAAGUAGUAGCCAUCAAAGUGUUAAAAGAAAGUGCAGGUCGCAAUGCUGAAGAAGACUUUGUAAGGGAAGUUUCUAUAAUGUCUGCGUUUAGGCAUCCCAAUAUUCUCGCUCUAGUUGGAGUGGCAUAUAGAGAUGAUAUCAACGCGAGCCCUUGGAUGGUAUUCGAAUACAUGGAGUGGGGCGACCUGGCCGGCGUCCUCAGGGGAUCCCGAGGAGGGGGUAGGCCGGGGCCACUACUAGAUGAACAUGCUUUAUUACACGUGGCACUGCAAAUAGCACGGGGUAUGCAGUACCUAGCUUCACGAAGAUUCGUACAUCGAGAUCUUGCUGCCAGGAAUUGUCUUGUUGGUGCAAAUCUCACAGUGAAAAUAGCAGACUUUGGCAUGUCACGGGAUGUGUACACUUGUGAUUAUUAUAAGAUGGGUGGGGAACGACCCAUGCCUGUACGAUGGAUGUCACCGGAAAGUAUUGUGUACGCCAGGUUUACGCACGAGUCUGACGUGUGGUCGUACGGCGUAGUGCUGUGGGAGAUAUACAGUAGAGGCAAGCAACCGUUCUACGGUCAAAACAACGACGGCGCUACCAAGUUAAUUUUACGAGGUAUAGUGCUAGUGCCACCGGAGGACUGUCCCCGCUUCGCUGGAGAUUUGAUGCGCGCAUGUUGGAAGGCGGAUCCUCGAGAUAGAAUAGGUUUCGAUGAAAUUUGUAGAAAAUUGGAGGAUGCAGCGGCGGGUGGCCAAGCCAUGCAGGUGCGACUACCGCGACCUCCACCUCCACCACAAGACUCCACAGGAUACUUGAUUCCAAAGGAGCAGCUGCCAGUAGACUACCUGAAGCUGUCGCUGCCGACGCCUGAGGAUCACGCCGAGAUGGAGGCGGCAUUCGAGUCGAGCGAGGAGGAGGACGAGGACGAGGAGUACACCUGA
Spodoptera exigua (beet armyworm) is the source of this 2092-nucleotide messenger RNA. The record is from the annotation of a GenBank genome assembly. Lineage: Eukaryota; Metazoa; Arthropoda; Insecta; Lepidoptera; Noctuidae.